Messenger RNA from Penicillium diatomitis, 732 nucleotides. RefSeq lists its product as uncharacterized. Lineage: Eukaryota; Fungi; Ascomycota; Eurotiomycetes; Eurotiales; Aspergillaceae. The transcript has 2 exons. Bases 1 to 732 code for a protein of 243 amino acids. The record is from RefSeq and is a predicted model, not a curated record.
AUGCGUCUCCUCCCCUUCCUCCUGGGGACUCUCCCCUCCCUGCUCCUGCUUCCCUCAACCGCAGCAUCAGCCUCCAGCACCGGCGCCGACUCCACCGCCGAAAUCUACUACUGGCCCCUGGGCGCAUCCCACCCAUCCACGCUCGCGCGGAUCGCAUACGACCCGAUCACCCUGCAGUCCAAUGUCCUAGCGUACACGCCUCCCGCGUCGGGAUCUGGCCCUGCGCACGAGGAUCCCGAUCUCGAUCUCGUUCGUCUAGGCGUCUACUCGCAGGCCGGGUCCAGUCGCAAGCAGUGGGCGGGGAGCUUGGUCUCGAGGGCGUCGAUUGCGGAGGCGCGGGGUGCGUCCUUGCCGACGCUGCGUCUGCAUCUGGGUCCCGCGAACGAAGUGUAUCAUGUUUCGGUUGCGGCGGCCGGUGAGACGGUCGUUCGUUCAGAGGCGGGUAAGAAUGUGAAGGGCGGCCAUGCACUGGGUACGGGCGCGAUGGAGCGCGCUCGGUCGGAGGGUGAGAGCCGUGGGGAUGCUGCUGGGCGCGUGCGCGUGCAAUUGAUUAAGAGCGAGGCUGCGGUGCAGCCGCAUUUGAAUCGGCCGGUGGUCGUGGGUCCUGAUGGACAGAAUCCGGAGGAGGUUCCGGAGAAGACUUUGAUGCAGAAGUACUGGUGGAUUCCUCUGGUUGUCAUGUUCUUGUCCUUGUCUGGUGGCGGCGGCGGUGGUGGUGGUGGUGGAGAGUAA